Messenger RNA from Coregonus clupeaformis (lake whitefish), 570 nucleotides. Its product is annotated as extensin-like. The coding region runs from base 1 to 570 and encodes 189 amino acids. The record is from RefSeq and is a predicted model, not a curated record. The transcript has 2 exons. Lineage: Eukaryota; Metazoa; Chordata; Actinopteri; Salmoniformes; Salmonidae.
AUGUUUAGCUCCAGCCCCCCUCCCAGCUCCAGCCCCCUCCCAGCUCCAGCCCCCCUCCCAGCUCCAGCCCCCCCCAGCUCCAGCCCCCUCCCAGCUCCAGCCCCCCUCCCAGCUCCAGCCCCCCCCUCCCAGCUCCAGCCCCCUCCCAGCUCCAGCCCCCCAGCUCCAGUCCCCCUCCCCAGCCCCCCCUCCCAGCUCCAGCCCCCUCCCAGCUCCAGCCCCCCUCCCAGCUCCAGCCCCCCUCCCAGCUCCAGCCCCCCCCUCCCAGCUCCAGCCCCCUCCCAGCUCCAGCCCCCCUCCCAGCUCCAGCCCCCCUCCCAGCUCCAGUCCCCUCCCCAGCUCCCCCCUCCCAGCUCCAGCCCCCCUCCCAGCUCCAGCUCCCCCCUCCCAGCUCCAGCCCCCCUCCCAGCUCCAGCCCCCCCUCCCAGCUCCAGCCCCCCCAGCUCCAGUCCCCUCCCCAGCCCCCCCCAGCUCCAGCCCCCUCCCACUGACAGGUUACAAGGGAAAAGUCAUCUGAAGCCUCACAAAGGAAACAGAGUGAUGAGCCUCCUGCCAGGACGAUAUGAUUAG